ACAAAUAGAUUUAAAUUAUAAUAAAAUUGAAAUUUUUAAUUUUCAGUGCCUCCAAGUAUUGAUUGUGUAAACUCGGAACUUUUUUUUUUUUAUUUUUUGGCAAAGUUAACACAACUUUUACCUAACAUCACGACCGACGACACAAGACAUCCAAGUAAACAACAAAAAAAAUAUUCCAUUCUACGUUCUUACGAAGAAGAUAAAAUUAUUAAUUUUGAAAAGAUAACUAAUUUUAGAAAAUAUAAAAAAUGUCUUAAAAACAGAAAAAACUAUCCAUCCACUAGAAAAUGUCAUUAAGAAAAAAAGAGACUUAAUUUAAUUUUUUAAUAAAAAAAAGAUCUAAGAAAAAUAUAAAAAUAUCGACACAUCUUUUUUGCCGACCGAUUGACACCUACCGAUAAAGAGAUUGCUUCGUAAUAUUGCUUUUCACAAUUUUGAUUACCAAAUCGAAAUCAAAAGUCAAAGAUGUUGCAAAGAAGUCUCGAAGUUAGUCGAAUUCUUCGUAUCCGGUAUCAAGUCCCAAAGAUACUGAACAAAGACAAUAAUCAAAAUGUUUCAAAACAAACCCACAGACUCUACUCAUCAAUCCUUCUCUCAGGUCGUCAUCCACUUAAAAACAACUGCGAUGCUCGAUUGUCGGUGAUACUUAAAUCCUAUCCAAUGGGAAUACAAAAUUCAAAUGUUGAUUUUUACUCAACUUCAAAUGAUCAGGGUUCCAAAUCAAAUCCACCUGUGGUAGCUUCACCUUCUGGUUCAGCUUCAUCUGCAUCCGCACCAGCAACAGCUCCAACAGCUAAAAAUCCACAAACAACUACAACAUUAGAAGUGAAAACAAAAAAGGGUAUUCUCUCAGUGACAACUACAGUGGAAGAUUCCAAGCUGAAUGAAGUUGUUUUUGAGAAGGAAAUCACCAAGCCACCGGUGAAAGCAAUAGAAGCUACUAAAGUUGCAGUUAAAGCAGUUGCUAAUGUUGUAGCAAGUGUUGUUUCUAAAGUUGUUACGGCACCAGUGCCAGUGGAAGAAAAAGUACAAAUACUACAGCCAGCACCACCAAAGCCGGAAAUAAAAAUUAAAAACGGUUCUAAGAAACGGGCAAAAUUCGACAGCAAUCGUUCCUCAUUGGAAAGAAACUUUAUCACACCUGCACGAGCCAUGACGGAUUUCCUGCUAAAACCAAGUGACCUCGAAACUUUGCCAAAAAUCAAACGUCGUUCGCCAUAUGAACAAGAACCACCAAUUACAGUUUAUUGGCGAAAAGAUGUUGAAGCUAAAGCCAUUGAAGUUUGGGGUUCAAAAGAGAAUUUACUACGAGAAUGUCUUAAACGUGAAAUUGAACGAAAGAAAUAUCAGCAAAAUAUUUUUACUGUUAAAAGGCGUUUAAGAGACUAUCGAAGAGAAAUUGGUAGCAGAACAAUGGUAAUGGAAGAUGAGCCAGGUCUAAGAGGUAAAUCUGGACGGGUUGUACUUAUUGCAAUUGGAAUAAACACAACAAAUUUUAUAGUAAAAACAUUUGCUUGGCUAUCAAGUGGGUCACAUAGUAUGUUUGCUGAAGCUAUACAUUCUUUGGCAGAUACAAUUAAUCAGUUGAUUCUAGCCUAUGGCAUUCACAAAUCUACACAGAUGGCUGAUUCCGACCAUCCGUAUGGUUACACCAACAUGAAAUACGUGUCAUCUCUAAUUUCUGGAGUGGGGAUAUUCUGCGUUGGAACAGGUCUUUCAAUUUAUCAUGGUAUUACUGGUCUGUUACAUCCUGAACCUGUUCAGGAUUAUUUUUGGGCAUUUUGUACUCUUGGUGGAUCGAUGCUUUCCGAAGGUGCUACCCUAGUGGUUGCUAUGAAUGAAAUUCGACGUUCAGCUAAAAAUACUGGAAUGAGUUUUAAAGAUUAUGUAUUGCGGGGGAAAGAUCCAUGUGUGAAUGUUGUUUUAACAGAAGAUGCUGCGGCAGUCAGUAGUGUAGUUGUGGCGGCUUCAUGUAUGACAUUAUCAUCAAUGUCUGGAUCUCCUAUCCCAGAUGCUGUUGGAUCACUAUUAGUUGGUGGUAUUUUAGGAGCUGUAGCAUCGUUUAUAAUUUAUACAAAUGUUGCAGCAUUGGUUGGCAAAUCCAUUUCACAGGAGCAUCUCAAUAGAAUUAAUUCCGAACUCGAAACUGAUGUUAUGAUUAGAGCUAUACACGAUGUAAAGGGAAUCGAUAUGGGAAAUUCUCUUGUUAGAUAUAAGGCCGAGAUUGAUUUUGACGGGCGAGAACUGACAAGAUCUUACUUAGAUAAACAGGAACUCAAUGAGCUUUUGAAGGCUGUGAAAUCAUUCCAAACAGUUGAAGAACUAGAACUAUUUCUUUUGACACAUGGUGAAAACAUUGUUGACCUAAUGGGUGGAGAAAUUGACAGAAUAGAAAUGAAGCUAAGGAAAAAGUUCCCCGAACUGCGACAUUGUGAUUUAGAAAUACUUUAAAUUAUAUUCGUUUGUAAAUUUUACUAUAACGUAAUAUUAUAUAUAUUUUGCUCUCAAUAAUGUUGAUAUUGUUACCUGUGUAUAUUCUAUAACAGCAGCGUGUUUGAAAAAAAAAAACAUAAUAUAGAAUAAAAUUUUGUUUAAAAACAAAGUAAAAACAAAAACAAAAAAAUGAACGUGAAAAUCAAAUGAAAUUUCAAUAACUUAUUUAUUUUCUAUAUAUUAAUAAUUAUUAUUCUUGUGGA
Episyrphus balteatus (marmalade hoverfly) is the source of this 2696-nucleotide messenger RNA. It is a transcript of the gene ZnT49B, whose product is annotated as proton-coupled zinc antiporter SLC30A9, mitochondrial. The record is from RefSeq and is a predicted model, not a curated record. The coding region runs from base 466 to 2451 and encodes 661 amino acids. Gene Ontology annotation, cellular component: membrane. Gene Ontology annotation, molecular function: monoatomic cation transmembrane transporter activity. Gene Ontology annotation, biological process: zinc ion transport; transmembrane transport. NCBI's taxonomy places the organism in Eukaryota, Metazoa, Arthropoda, Insecta, Diptera, Syrphidae. The transcript has 13 exons.